This is a messenger RNA of Oncorhynchus masou masou (cherry salmon), 521 nucleotides long. RefSeq names its product thymosin beta-b-like. Gene Ontology annotation, cellular component: cytoplasm. The transcript is spliced from 4 exons. NCBI's taxonomy places the organism in Eukaryota, Metazoa, Chordata, Actinopteri, Salmoniformes, Salmonidae. Bases 93 to 413 code for a protein of 106 amino acids. Gene Ontology annotation, molecular function: actin monomer binding. The record is from RefSeq and is a predicted model, not a curated record. Gene Ontology annotation, biological process: actin filament organization; regulation of cell migration.
UGAACAGGAGAUACUUCUGGUCACCUUUACGUCUUGACGUUCUGCUCUCACACCGAAUCUCCAGUUCGGUUCUUUCCGUAUUCAGCCGUGUUAUGAAUCCGAGCCAACUCCCAGGCCUGCCUUCUGAUUGGCUCUGGUCAUUUUUAAAGACACAACCCAAAUCAACAAUGGCAGACAAACCAGAUGUGAGUGAGAUCGCUCAGUUUGACAUGACUAAACUGAAGAAGACUGAGACUGAGGAGAAGAACACUCUACCUACCAAAGAGGAACCCAAAUCAACAAUGGCAGACAAACCAGAUGUGAGUGAGAUCGCUCAGUUUGACAUGACUAAACUGAAGAAGACUGAGACUGAGGAGAAGAACACUCUACCUACCAAAGAGGACAUUGACCAGGAGAAGCAGGUGGAAUCCUAAAAUGGCUGCUGUCAUUACUCACAAGCUACAUCCAAGAGGGACUGUUUCUCAAACCUGAACUCUCCAUUCUGGAAUGGAUCCUCAUGGCUGCCUAAGUCGCUGACUCAA